Messenger RNA from Gaeumannomyces tritici R3-111a-1, 2338 nucleotides. RefSeq lists its product as hypothetical. The transcript has 6 exons. The record is from RefSeq and is a predicted model, not a curated record. Bases 327 to 2159 code for a protein of 610 amino acids. Gene Ontology annotation, molecular function: transmembrane transporter activity. Lineage: Eukaryota; Fungi; Ascomycota; Sordariomycetes; Magnaporthales; Magnaporthaceae. Gene Ontology annotation, biological process: transmembrane transport.
GUCAUCAAUUCCUCGCCAUUUCCCGGCUGCGUUUUUCUGCACAGGUGAGGCGUCAAGCCUAGGAAGGCAUCCAAAGCCAAUUUCCAUUUUUCUUUUCCACACUUUCCCACAAACUCACUCGGGAUCACGGCUGCGCAAGCUUCAGCCCACACAGCCUUCCCGCCUCCCGAUCAUCCGAGUAUUUCAUUCCACCCUUUUCGACACUCAUUUUCUCCACAAUCGCUCACCAAGCCCGCAAUCCCUGCCAUCCCUGCCCUCCCAAUCCGUACGCAGAACUCUUCACCGCUGCUGUCUUCCGAGGUGAGCACACCGAGCAGCAGCGCAGCAUGACCCGAACCCACGACGACGGCGGGGCAGUAGCGUCGGAAGUGCCCAACUACGGCUCUUUUGCGGUAGCCUCGGGGGAAGAGCUCGCCGCUGCGGACGAUGCCAUCGCCGAGCAGUCGCUGCUGCUUGCGGACGAGCUACCGAUAGUACCUAUAGACAGAGUCCGCAGCAAUGGCACCACAAAGUCAAAGGCGGCUGCGCACAGCCCGCCUGUCAGCUGGAAGGACCUGCCCAGGAAGGGCCAGCUUGUUGUCAUUGUCCUGGCACGGCUUGCCGAGCCCUUGGCUCAGACCUCGCUCAUGUCGUAUCUUUUCUACCAGCUAUCAUGGUUCGACCCCUCGCAGUCGGCCGCUGAAAUUUCGGGCAAGGCCGGCAUCCUCCAGGCCAGCUUUACUGGAGCCCAGUUCCUCACGGCCAUGGCUUGGGGCAGGGCUGCCGAUUCAAGUCGGUUCGGCCGCAAGAGGGUCAUCCUCUGUGGCCUCCUUGGAACCUUGAUUUCUACCAUUGGCUAUGGCUUUUCCACUACAUUCCAGCAAGCUCUUUUCUUUCGAGUUUUGGGUGGUAUAACGAAUGGGAACGUUGGCGUCUUGAGAACCAUGAUCAGCGAGACUAUUUACGAAAAGAAGUAUCAGUCCAGAGCAUUCCUCCUGCUCCCUUUGACCUUCAACAUUGGGACAAUCAUUGGGCCCAUGCUCGGAGGCCAGCUUGCCGACCUUGCCGGGACCUAUCCUGACGUCUUUGGGCACAUGGACUUUUUCGUCAAGUACCCCUUUGCCCCACCCAACAUCGUGUCUGCCUUUAUCCUACUCUGUGGACUGCUUUCCGCCUGGCUUUGUCUAGAAGAGACACUAGAUGCCCGCCUCGACAAACGGGACUACGGCAUUGAGCUGGGCAAGAAGCUCGCGCGCCUCUUCCAGUCUAGCUGCCUUAAUAGGGGCGAGAAAGGAGGUAGGUACUCGAGGCUGGAGCAGCGGGAGUUCUCUCCCGGGGAUGAAAGUACCGAUACGAUCAACAUGAGCCCCUCUUCCAGCCGCCGGUCCUCGCUGGACGAGGCCCCAAAGCGGCGAGGCGCGAGAUACACACAGCGCUUGUCGUUCCGGCGCAUCUUUACGCGCAACGUCGUCUUCACGCUCGUGGCGCACUUUUUUCUCGCCUUCCACAUCGGCUCGUUCAACUCGCUGUGGCCCAUAUUUUUGUCCACUCCAGUGUACGACCCGUCCCAUCCGCCCAAAUCACCCGACGCCCUGCCCCGCCACCUACCCUUUUUAUUUACUGGUGGUGUUGGGCUUUCUUCCCGGUCGGUCGGGGUGGCCAUGACAACCCUGGGGACUAUAGGCAUCGCGUUACAGCUGGUGCUGUAUCCUUGGCUGUCUGGGAAGCUCGGAACCAUGAAAUCAUGGCGCAUAUUCCUUGUGUGCUUCCCGGUCGCCUACUUUGCCGUCCCUUUCCUCAGCAUCGUGCCGAGCGCCAGCCCUCCGCCCCACGAAAAGUCGGGCGCCCUGGUGUGGCUCGCGCUCAGCCUGGUCCUUCUCUGCCAGGUGCUGGGGCGCACCUUUGCCCUGCCGGCGCAGACGAUCCUGGUCAACAACUGCUCCCCGCACCCCAGCGUCCUGGGCACGGUGCACGGCAUCGGCCAGACGGCCAGCUCGGCCGCGCGCACGAUAGGCCCGUACGUCGGCGGCAUCGUCUACGGCGUCGGGCUGGAGAGGGGCAUCGUCGGCGCCGUCUGGUGGGGGCUCAGCUGCGUGGCCGUCUGCACGCUGGUGGCCAGCUUCUGGGUCCGCGACGGUAACGGCCACGAGGUCUGGCUGGAGGGGGACGAGGAUGAGUGACGGCCAGGCGGAUUGAAGCCGGGGCAUGGCAUAACAGCGAUCAUUCUUUUUAGCAAUAGUCGAUAACGAAACACGCAAUUAUAAAGGCUGAAGCUCAAUACUGGCCGACUCGCACACCUUGGACUCUGGCCUACGAAACGUAGUAUUAACUCGACAUUACACGUGGCCGAGCCAUGACU